Hydractinia symbiolongicarpus is the source of this 1917-nucleotide messenger RNA. RefSeq lists its product as uncharacterized. Lineage: Eukaryota; Metazoa; Cnidaria; Hydrozoa; Anthoathecata; Hydractiniidae. Bases 1 to 1917 code for a protein of 638 amino acids. The record is from RefSeq and is a predicted model, not a curated record. The transcript has 3 exons.
AUGUUCAUGAAAGCCCUUGGAUUAGUUUUUGUUUUCAUUAUCCAAAAUGUAAAACUGGAUCUUGAAUUCUUGGAGUCUUGCAAAGUAAACAAUGUCACACCGAAUUUCUUGAAUUUUCGAGUCGCCAAUAGAAAUCUUCGUAACUCUACUGCGUAUCGUAAAUGUCAACUAGCGCUACUUGACGAUGAAAUCAAAACCAAAAGAAGUAGGCUACGCGUGCUUGAAAAUACUCCAGAGAUACUUAAACGAUCUCUUUCUGAGACUUUACAUUAUAUUGAUUUUCUCCAUAUCACGACACUUUUUCUUGUUUCAAACGACAGAUCUAUUAAACGUUGUUACGACACACAACAGAAGAAGUUACAUAAGUUGGGAAAUAAUGAAACUGAACAUGUAAAAGUAGGACACGAUCCGAACAAAGUUAUAUUUAACUUUUCAUCUUAUAAAUUGUCUGACUCAGAAAAAUCGUUGCUUUGUAAGGGACUAAAUUUCGCUAUCCCCCCAAAGAAGUUGGAAUAUGCAAGCUAUCUAGUACCUUUCGAACUUUUGAUGAGAGAUAUCAACAGAGACGACCUGUCUAACGAAGACAAAAACUACAUAAAAACAAGACUGAAAGAUACUGCCUUUUCAUCUUAUUACUCGUACAACAGUAAUCCAGAGAAGCCCAGCCUUCCUGCUAAUGAGUUUAAAGCAUUGCAAGACCUCAUGAAUCGUGAUGAUAUCAAACAUAUUGUAGCUGUUGAGUCCCUUCUCGAUGAUGAUACAAAAUUUGCUAAAUUGAACAUUCCUCCUGGUAAGGACAUUAAUUAUAUAAUUAAUAUAGAAAAUAGAUUGAGGAAUUCCUAUAGAUCUUUAUUAAACAAUAGUUAUAUCGAUGAAACUACGUACAAGAAACUUUGUCCCAGUGGGUCCAAUCCUGGUGUUUUGUAUGGUCUAGCCAAGGUACAUAAACCUUGUGUUAAUGGCGUACCUAAGUUUCGUCCUAUUCUUUCGGCUAUUGGUACUCCCACGUACAAGCUUGCAAAUUUUCUUGUACCUAAGCUUGUAAGUCUCACUAUCAAUGACUAUACCGUGAAAGACUCCUUCAGUUUUGCGUCUGAAAUUGUUCAGCAGAAUCCUAACUGUUAUAUGGCUAGUUUUGAUGUUAAUUCACUUUUUCCGAAUAUUCCAUUACAUGAAACGAUUGAUAUUAAUAUCAAUGAGAUAGAAUCUAAUUGUAUAGAUGGUAUUCCUAAGAAAGAUUUGAAACAUCUUCAUACUCUAGCGACUACCGAGUCUAUUUUUGUUUUCAACGGCGUAUAUUAUAAGCAAAUUGACGGUGUGGCCAUGGGGUCUCCGUUAGGGCCUACACUGGCCAAUAUUUUUAUGUGUCAUUAUGAAAACAUUUGGCUUAAAAAUUGUCCGUCUGAAUUUAAGCCGAUCUAUUAUAGGCGAUAUGUUGAUGAUAUUUUUGUUUUAUUUGAAUCACGUGAGCAUGCUCAAAAUUUUUAUGAAUAUAUUAAUUCUAGGCAUCAGAAUAUUAAAUUCACGUUUGAAGAAGAAUGUGAUAAGGUUUUGCCAUUCUUGGACGUUUGCGUCAUGCGUGAAGGUGAUUCUUUUGUCACCAACGUAUAUAGGAAACCAACAUUUAGUGGAGUUUAUACUAACUUUUCUAGUUUCAUACCCAUGGAAAAUAAACACGGCUUGAUUUUUUCCUUACUUUAUCGUUUUUACCAUCUGUGUUCAGAUCUUAAUAAAUUUCAUGUAGAAAUAUCUCAGUUGAAGACUAUUCUUGGAAGGAAUGUAUACCCUUCAAAGGUUUUUGAAUUCUGUCUCAGAAGUUUCAAGAGCAGAAAUUACGAACCGAAGGAACAAGUGUCCCUUGCUCCUAAGAAAGAGUUAGUCCUUGUUUUACCUUUUUUAGGAAAGAUUACCUUAUAA